This is a messenger RNA of Drosophila biarmipes, 636 nucleotides long. RefSeq names its product cytochrome c oxidase assembly protein COX20, mitochondrial (gene l(3)87Df). NCBI's taxonomy places the organism in Eukaryota, Metazoa, Arthropoda, Insecta, Diptera, Drosophilidae. The coding region runs from base 59 to 391 and encodes 110 amino acids. Gene Ontology annotation, biological process: mitochondrial respiratory chain complex IV assembly. The record is from RefSeq and is a predicted model, not a curated record. Gene Ontology annotation, cellular component: mitochondrion; mitochondrial inner membrane. The transcript has 3 exons.
GGUCACACUUUUGUUUUGUUUUGCCUUGCAGCACGACUUUUUAAAUUGCAAUUGCAGCAUGGCCGAAGAACCCGAGGAACCCGGCAAGAGCUUCGUUAUCUUUGGCCGGGAUGUGGCGCAAAUUCCGUGCUUUCGUAACAGUUUUCUCUACGGCAUCAGCGGCGGAAUCGGAAUCGGCCUGCUAACUUUUCUGGGAACCUCGCGAACCCAUCUGUCCACCCACGUGGGAUUCGGAUCCUUUUUCUGCGGCACCAUCGCCUACUGGAUGUCCUGCAGAUAUCAGUGGUCCGCGCGGAGAUUCGAGCAGCAGCAACUACGGGAGGCCAUGCGACGACAGGCCCUUUAUGAGGGCACCGAAGUCGAGCGGGAUUUAGAUCUUAAGUCGGCGUAGCAUAAGUCAGUUCCUAUGCCAUUUUACCACUUCGAUUCUUGUGUCUGCGCUCGGGUACCAAAUAAUUCAGGUAUUUUUAAACCCCUUUGUUGUAAAUUACCCUUUGUUACUGAACAGCUUUAUAAUAGCCAAUAUAUUACAUUGUAAGUAAAGUCUUACCUUGAAGUAAUUUGCGACUUGACGCGUUUUAUUGUUAAAUAGGGAAUUAAUUAAAAAACCCUACUAAAGUCCUACUACUCACAUAA